Opisthorchis viverrini is the source of this 1593-nucleotide messenger RNA. RefSeq lists its product as hypothetical. Gene Ontology annotation, biological process: G protein-coupled receptor signaling pathway. The coding region runs from base 16 to 1593 and encodes 525 amino acids. Gene Ontology annotation, molecular function: G protein-coupled receptor activity. The record is from RefSeq and is a predicted model, not a curated record. Gene Ontology annotation, cellular component: plasma membrane. Lineage: Eukaryota; Metazoa; Platyhelminthes; Trematoda; Opisthorchiida; Opisthorchiidae. The transcript is spliced from 2 exons.
UUGGAUACGUUGGAUAUGUACAACAACUCAUCCUCACCGUUUUCUGAUGCCGCUGUUUGGUUGUACUCUGUGGUACCUCCUAUCCUGCUACUCAUCGGAAUACCCGGGAAUUUGAUUUCCUUUGUUAUCUGGUCCAGACGUAUCACAUCCACUCUUGGUUCCACGAGUCUUUUCCUCUCAGCCAUGAGUUUGACAGACGCUUACGUUCUUCUUCAUGGCUGUUCACGGCAGUGGUCGAUAGGAUUAUCAAACCGCCAGUUUGAUCUCAGAACAUUCCUUGGUUGUAAAUGCCCACUGUUCCUCUUUACAUUCAGUAGUGACCUAUCAACGUGGAUUAUUGUGCUUUUGUGCAUUGAGCGUGUUAUCUGCACCUGGGAACCGAUCAAGUUUAGACAGAUAUGCCGGCUCAGGAACGGAAGUGUUGCACUAGCACUAACCAUAAUUGUUCUAGCCGGCGUGAAUUUACACUUUUUCUGGACAGUUUUGGUCAUCGAGGACUCUUGUGAUCCGAAAGCCGAAUACAAUGAGUUUGCAAAUUAUUGGCACUAUUUGUGUAUCCCUUUUGGAAUGUGUUCAUCAGUGUGUUUGGAUACGUUGGAUAUGUACAACAACUCAUCCUCACCGUUUUCUGAUGCCGCUGUUUGGUUGUACUCUGUGGUACCUCCUAUCCUGCUACUCAUCGGAAUACCCGGGAAUUUGAUUUCCUUUGUUAUCUGGUCCAGACGUAUCACAUCCACUCUUGGUUCCACGAGUCUUUUCCUCUCAGCCAUGAGUUUGACAGACGCUUACGUUCUUCUUCAUGGCUGUUCACGGCAGUGGUCGAUAGGAUUAUCAAACCGCCAGUUUGAUCUCAGAACAUUCCUUGGUUGUAAAUGCCCACUGUUCCUCUUUACAUUCAGUAGUGACCUAUCAACGUGGAUUAUUGUGCUUUUGUGCAUUGAGCGUGUUAUCUGCACCUGGGAACCGAUCAAGUUUAGACAGAUAUGCCGGCUCAGGAACGGAAGUGUUGCACUAGCACUAACCAUAAUUGUUCUAGCCGGCGUGAAUUUACACUUUUUCUGGACAGUUUUGGUCAUCGAGGACUCUUGUGAUCCGAAAGCCGAAUACAAUGAGUUUGCAAAUUAUUGGCACUACUUAGAUUUUGCAAUCUAUUCUUUCGUUCCCCUUGCACUUAUGUUAAUACUCAAUUCCACAAUCAUAUUACGCAUACAAAUGACACAAAAAUCGAUGAAACGAACAUCUGCAUCCGUGGACAAUUCAGUAACCAUACGGUCCCAGCAUGACGGAAAGCCGUCAACUAACCACUCGCGUGCGACUGCGAGGUCGAUGCGCAUUCUGCGCACUGUGUCCUGCAUGGCUAUCUGCCAUUUCACUUUGACCAUGCCCAUCGUACUUCAUUUUCUAUUCCAAGAUAAAUUUUGCUUGACCUCUUCUGGGGAAUUCCUCUCACAAUGCGACCUCGUUGAAGUUCUAGUCGUUUCCUUGCAGAUGACAAACCACAUGGUUCACUUCUUCAUCUACUCGUUCACAUCAAGUGUAUUUGUGGCUGACUUGAGAAGAAUGCUGGAUGAUGGAUGUUCUGGUUACCGGUGA